Molecule: messenger RNA, 1279 nt
Organism: Chrysoperla carnea
Lineage: Eukaryota; Metazoa; Arthropoda; Insecta; Neuroptera; Chrysopidae
Product: delta-aminolevulinic acid dehydratase
Exons: 6
Coding region: 243-1256 (337 amino acids)
Biological process (GO): heme biosynthetic process
Cellular component (GO): cytosol
Molecular function (GO): porphobilinogen synthase activity; zinc ion binding
Source: RefSeq, a predicted model, not a curated record
CUUUAAUUUAAAUAAUUUCUAACGCUAAUUUAAGAAAUAUAGAAGUAUAAAGUCCAGUUUUUGCAAAUAAUUCGUUAUUUAAGUUUCUUUUCGAUAUCAUUGAGUUUUAGAAAAAUUGAUUUUUAUAAUUGAAAACUACGUCAUUUAAGAAAAAUUCUUUACAUCUAAUUUGCAUUCUUGAAUUACCUUGCACAAAAGAGACAACACAAACUAGCAAGCUUUUUAAAAAAAAUAAAGCCAAUAUGUCUUAUUUACCAGAAAAGAAACAUAUUUUAGCAAGUGGUAUUUUUAAUCAAACUUUAAGGGAUUGGCAAGGUUUGAAUUGUGCUUUAACUGCAAAAAAUUUUAUGUAUCCUAUUUUCAUUAUAGACAAUGAAAAUGAAAUUCAACCAAUUAAAAGUAUGCCUGGAGUAUGUAGGUACGGUAUUAACAAACUUAAGAGUCAUUUGGAACCGUUAGUGAAGAACGGAUUAUCUUCAAUAUUAAUAUUUGGUGUUAGCGAAAAAUUACCAAAGGAUGAACUAGGAACACAUGCUGACUCAAACGAAAAUCCAGUUAUAUUAGCUUUACCAAAACUGAAAAAAUGGUUUCCUAAUUUAAUGAUCGCUUGUGAUCUAUGUUUAUGCCCCUACACAUCUCACGGCCAUUGCGGUAUUUUAAAUAAAGAUGGUACCAUUAAUAAUGCUAAAAGCUUAAAACGAUUAGCACAAAUUGCAUUAUCUUACGCUAAAGCAGGAGCAGAUAUUAUCGCACCCUCCGAUAUGAUGGAUGGCCGAAUCGGAGCUAUCAAACAAAUAUUAAUUGACAAUGAUUUUGGUAAUAAAGUUGCUGUGUUAUCCUAUGCAGCAAAAUUCGCAUCUUCAUUCUAUGGGCCAUUUAGGGAUGCAGCAAAGUCUGCACCCACGUUUGGAGAUCGCAAAUGUUAUCAAUUACCUCCAAAUAGUUCAGGUCUUGCACUUAGAGCUACAAAAAGGGAUGUUGAAGAGGGUGCUGAUAUGAUAAUGGUAAAACCUGGCUUACCUUACUUAGACAUUGUACAAACAACUAGAGCUCAUUUUCCCGAAUAUCCUUUAUUCAUUUAUCAAGUGUCCGGGGAAUAUGCAAUGAUCUAUUAUGCAGCUCAAGCAGGAGUUAUUGAUUUAAAAGUAGUUCUUUUAGAAGUUUUAACUUCAAUGAGGAGAGCAGGUGCUGACGUCAUAAUAACUUAUUUUACUCCACAAUUAUUGGAUUGGUUAGCAAAUAAAUCAAAGAUAUAAUAAUUUUAAUUAAUAAAAAUUUA